Monascus purpureus is the source of this 2039-nucleotide messenger RNA. NCBI's taxonomy places the organism in Eukaryota, Fungi, Ascomycota, Eurotiomycetes, Eurotiales, Aspergillaceae. The record is from the annotation of a GenBank genome assembly.
CACAACGCUGACGACGCCUUCGUUCUGCUUUGCUGUAGGCUGGCUAUUUCGAUUUACCUGCUAUCCGACAGCCCAGACGGUUAUAUCGUCCUUGGUAAUCCCAUCGGAUAUCCCAGAUCUUCGAGGAUGGCAAGCUCACUCCUGUCAAGCAUCUGGGCUGCCGCUAUUUUCCUGGGCUUGCAAGCGGCCGGCGCCUCAUGGCCCUACAAUACCUAUGUUACUGAGCCCUUCCAACCACCUCAACUGGGCGUGAACGUUUCAGGCACACCGGCACCCGGGUAUAUUUUCGUUGGCCCUCGUGGCGAACAGCCAAAUGGAACGGCUGCCCUGAUCUAUGACCAGGAUGGAAGUCUGGUAUACCAGAGUCCAGGUGCAGUGACCUCGAAUGUGAAUGUGCAGACCUUAUUCGGGAAACCGGUCUUGACUUACUGGGAUGGAGACAUGUUGACCAUUGGUUUCGGGUAUGGCCUCGUACAUGUUCUGGAUGACACGUACAAUGAGAUCUACACCGUCACCUUGCCCGGCGAUAUUAUUCCGGUUGAUGGCUCUCCACGCGCCUCCUACAUCGAUCUUCACGAGAGUCAACUUACCCCCCGUAAUACCAUGCUGGUCACUGCAUACAAUGUGACACAGGCUGAUCUAACGUCAGUCGGUGGCGCAGAGGAUGGAUGGAUCACGGAUUCCACUUUCUGGGAAAUCGAUGUUGCCACGAACCAGGUGGUCUUUUCCUGGAGCGCGCUGGCUCAUAUUGAUGAGAUCCCUCUGAACUACUCGCACCAGCCUCUUCCAGUGGGUAAUGACAGGAACAAUCCGUGGGAUGCAUAUCAUAUCAACUCGGUCGUCGCUGUCGAUGACGGAUACCUUAUAUCCAUCCGCCACAUGUUUUCUGCCUUUUACUUGAACUCUGACGGAUCUGUUAAGUGGAGAUUGAGUGGUAAUGGAGGUGGAGACUUCCAGGCCGGUCCCAACUGCAACUUCUCAUGGCAGCAUCAUAUCCGUGCAUUCGAGGAAACACCAACCAGCAUCACCUUAUCCAUCUUCAACAACAACAACAAUGGCCCGAGCCAACGGGUCCCCACUACUGGCCUCGUCCUCGAUCUGGAUCUGUUGUUUAUGACUGCCAGCAACCGCCGUACCCUGGCAGAUGCCAGUUACCCCAUGUACUCCUGGAGCCAGGGCAGCAACCAGUUGGUCAGUGGCGACCCCGAUGGUAAUGCCCUCUUGGACUACGGAUCAACCACCGUUAUUCACGAAUUCGACUCCUCCGGCAAUACGGUCCUAUCCGCCCAAUUCGGCGAAAUCAACCAGCCCGCUUCCUACCGUGGCUAUAAGUACCAAUGGUCAGCAACCCCGUUCUGGGACCCAGCUGUUGUCGUCCGGUCCAAUAGCGCCGGAAACGUAUCAGUAUAUAUGAGCUGGAACGGCGCGACUGACUAUGAUACGUGGUCCAUCUAUGGUGGCUCUUCGGUAGCCGCCGCUAAUUCAACCCUAUUGAAGACAGUGGCUCGAACAGGCUUUGAGACCCGAGCGGAUCUGGUCAUAGGCAAUCUCACUUAUAUUCAGGUUGCUGCUGAAAAGGGAGCCGGCACACGGAGAUAUUCGAUGCCGGUUGCCGUGCCUUCGUAGACACUAUUGUUUGGAUAAUUCACUUGUUACAUAUUAUUUCCGUUGAACCCUUCGCUUUCUGCUUGUGCUUUUCUUUUUGUGGUUAUCUCCGGUCUGUGUUGUGUUUUUCUGUCGUUCAGGGAUAGUACAUACUCGAAUUUGUUUCCUCUGCGCUAUAUAUAUCCCGCCUCUUCCCUCACGCCCCUCCACCUAUGUUUUCAUUUCCUCACCCUCCCUUUUCUAUCCUUUCAAUGGGGAGAUACAACAUGUAGACAGAGCCAUCUGUACUAUAUUCGGUAUAUAUUUCGCUUACUUGUUAUUAUCAUUAUCGCAAACCACGCACAAAGCAAUGGAAAAUCUACCGGGCAUUUUGCGAAAUAUGGCGCUCUACGCGCAACAGGACCACAUACUAUGGGAGUAUAACCCAUGGAAAA